This is a messenger RNA of Drosophila obscura, 998 nucleotides long. Its product is annotated as antigen 5 like allergen Cul n 1. The record is from RefSeq and is a predicted model, not a curated record. The transcript has 2 exons. Bases 11 to 778 code for a protein of 255 amino acids. Lineage: Eukaryota; Metazoa; Arthropoda; Insecta; Diptera; Drosophilidae.
UAGUUUGAAAAUGAACAUCUUUUGGAUUGCUGUGCUGUUGCUGCUAAGUAAACUCUAUUUUAUUUCAGUUGAAAUCAUUACCUAUAAGACGAAAUGGCCUUUUCACGUGGCUCGCAAAUCGUUUCCCAAGCCAACAAGCUCGCCAAACUAUUGCAUGUCGCAGCUCUGCCCAAAGAAAGUUCGCCACCUUACCUGUGAUACGAAAUUUUGGGGUCCCAAGUGUGGGAAAAGCCACGAGGGCGUGAAACUCAAAAAGUGCAAGAAAAAUAUUGUCCAGCUACACAAUAAGGUACGCAACCGAUUGAACGAUGGCGGAGUUUAUGGCCUGCCUCGUGCGCGAAAUAUCCCAAUGGUCAGUUGGGACGAUGAGCUGGCGGUCAUGGCGAUGCGGAUCACCAAUCAAUGCAAUCUGGAUUUUGAGAACUCAUUCUGCGUGAACACAUUCCGCUUUCCCAAUGUGGCAGAGAAUUCGGACUUUUUGGAUCUUGAGGAGUAUCCUGCCAAGGCCAUGUACUUUUUUAUAUAUAAAUGGUUCCUAUAUUACAAACAAAUUACGCCCAUUGAUGUGAGACGCUUUCCGAGAAAUGCCACCAGAAAAAUGAGAUUGUUUGCCAACAUGGUGUACAAAGGGGCCGACAAGGUCGGCUGCGGCAUGCUGAACAGUGGAUCGAAACGCUUUGUCACGUGUAUCUAUAACGAUAAAGUUAAACCGGGAAAGCGGCUCUUUUUUACCAGCCCAUAUCCAGUCAAUGUAACUUUAACCAAGCCUAAAAAUUAAAUGUCUAUCAUUCUGGCUGUCCCCCUCUACUAUAUUCUCCAUUCAAUGCAUUGCACCUUUUUCCAUUGUAUUUUAUCUCAUUGUAAUCUUUUUUCACACCUAAAUCAAUGUUGAAUCUUUUGGGGGAAAAUGUGAAUCCCUUUUUCGCUAGAAAUAUGCAAAUUUUUUGCUCAAACAAAAGAUACAAUAAAUCAAACAAUGAUGACGAGAGCACAUAUUA